GCGCCGGGAGGCUGAUGCAGUACAAAGCUGGUAGGGCUGGUGCUGAUGCAGGAUGGCUGAGCUCUGAUUCAUGCUGAUCGGAUGGUACCAGGGACUGAGUGUGAUGCUGCCCGGGGCAGGGAGAUGAGCUGCUGAUUGUGCCCAGGCUCUGGAUUGAUGAUUUCCCGUUAGACUGGGGGUGGGGGGAUCGGAGCUGGUUCUUAUCGGAGCCCCUGGAAGGAGUCGCUAUGGCAGAUCCAGCCGAGUGCAGCAUUAAAGUCAUGUGCCGCUUUCGGCCACUCAACAAAGCGGAGAUCCAGAGGGGAGAUAAAUUCAUCCCGGUGUUUAAGGGAGACGAUACCAUCGUGAUCGGGCAAUCCAAGCCCUAUGUGUUCGAUAAGGUGUUCACUUCCAACACUACCCAGGAUCACGUGUAUAGUGCCUGUGCCAAGCAGAUUGUCAAAGAUGUGUUGGACGGUUACAAUGGAACUAUCUUUGCCUAUGGACAAACCUCCUCAGGAAAAACACACACCAUGGAGGGGAAGCUGCACGACCCUCAGGGAAUGGGGAUAAUUCCAAGAAUUGCACAUGACAUCUUUGAUCACAUCUAUUCCAUGGAUGAAAACCUAGAGUUCCACAUCAAGGUGUCUUACUUUGAAAUUUAUUUGGACAAAAUAAGGGACUUGUUGGAUGUGUCCAAAACAAACCUUGCUGUCCAUGAAGAUAAAAACAGGGUUCCGUUUGUCAAGGGUUGUACAGAAAGAUUUGUAUCCAGCCCAGAGGAGGUGAUGGAUGUAAUUGAUGAAGGAAAGGCAAAUAGACAUGUUGCAGUUACAAAUAUGAACGAGCACAGCUCCAGAAGCCACAGUAUUUUCUUAAUAAAUAUCAAACAGGAGAAUGUUGAGACAGAGAAAAAACUUAGCGGAAAGCUCUACUUGGUGGAUUUAGCCGGGAGUGAAAAGGUCAGCAAGACUGGAGCUGAGGGAGCCGUGUUGGAUGAAGCGAAAAACAUCAAUAAGUCUCUAUCUGCUUUGGGGAACGUAAUCUCCGCUUUAGCUGAAGGAACUAAAUCCCACGUCCCAUACAGAGACAGUAAAAUGACCCGGAUUCUACAGGAUUCUCUUGGUGGGAACUGCCGAACCACCAUUAUAAUCUGCUGCUCUCCAUCUAUUUUCAAUGAAGCGGAAACAAAGUCAACGCUUAUGUUUGGGCAGAGAGCAAAGACUAUUAAGAACACCGUAUCUGUCAACCUGGAGCUGACAGCAGAGGAAUGGAAGAAGAAAUAUGAGAAAGAGAAGGAUAAAAGCAAAUCUCUUAAGAACAUCAUUCAGCAUCUUGAGAUGGAGCUGAACAGAUGGAGGAAGGGGGAUGCUGUGCCGCUAGAUGAACAGAUAAGUGCUAAGGACCAGAAGACCUUGGAACCAUGUGACAACACCCCAGUUAUUGAUAACGGACUGCUUAGCGCAGGCAACAUCUCAUCCGAGGAGAAGAAGAAAUAUGACGAUGACAUUGCUUCUUUGUAUGGACAACUGGAUGAUAAGGAUGAUGAGAUCAAUCAGCAGAGCCAGCUAGUAGAGAAAAUAAAUCAACAAAUGCUGGAUCAGGAAGAGCUGUUGGUGUCAACAAGAAGAGAUUACGAGAAAAUCCAGGAGGAGCUAACACGCCUUCAAAUUGAAAACGAUGCAGCCAAAGAUGAGGUGAAGGAGGUGCUUCAGGCGUUGGAAGAGCUAGCUGUCAAUUAUGAUCAGAAAUCUCAGGAAGUGGAGGACAAGACAAAGCUCAAUGAACAACUGUCAGAUGAACUGGGCCAAAAAUCAUCCAGCCUGAUUGUCACUCAACGUGAGCUAAAUCAGCUUCAGGAGCUGAGCAACCAUCAGAAGAAACGAGGUACAGAAAUCCUUAAUUUGCUGCUCAAGGACCUUGGAGAAAUAGGAGGGAUUAUCGGCACCAACGAUGUCAAAACACUGGCGGAUGUGAAUGGAGUCAUUGAAGAGGAGUUCACCAUGGCUCGCCUGUACAUUAGCAAGAUGAAGUCAGAAGUCAAGUCGUUGGUGAACCGCAGCAAGCAACUGGAAAGUGCUCAGAUCGAGGCAAACCGGAAAAUUAAUGCCAGUGAGAAAGAACUUGCAGCGUGCCAGCUCCUUAGCUCCCAGCAUGAAGCGAAGAUUAAAUCCUUAACAGAUUACAUGCAGAAUAUGGAUCAGCGGAGGAGGCAGCUGGAAGAAGCCCAGGACUCACUUAAUGAGGAGCUGGCAAGACUCCAUGCCCAAGAUAAAAUGCACAAGGUAUCAUUUCAGGACAAAGAAAAGGAACAUCUGACGAGACUUCAGGAUGCUGAAGAAAUGAAGAAAACUUUGGAGCAGCAAAUGGAAAGCCACAGGGAAGCCCACCAGAAGCAGCUCUCUCGCCUACGUGAUGAGAUUGAAGAGAAGCAGAAGAUGAUCGAUGACUUGAAAGACUUGAACCAGAAGCUGCAGCUCCAGCUGGACAAACUGACGUCCGAUUAUGAGAAGCUGAAGACAGAAGAAGAGCAGAAGGAACAAGACUUGCAGAAGCUUGCGCUUCUGAAUGAGAAAAGGGAACAAUCACGUGAAGACCUUAAAGGACUAGAAGAAACGGUGGCCCGGGAACUCCAGACUCUGCAUAAUCUGCGCAAGCUUUUCAUUCAAGACCUCACACUCCGAGUACAGAAGCGUGUGGAACUGGACAGUGAUAAUGGAGGGGGCAGUGCAGCCCAGAAGCAGAAAAUUUCCUUUCUUGAAAACAACCUUGAGCAGCUCACUAAAGUGCACAAACAGCUGGUACGAGAUAAUGCAGAUCUGCGCUGUGAGCUUCCAAAGCUGGAGAAACGCCUUCGUGCUACAGCUGAGCGAGUUAAGGCCCUGGAGGGUGCAUUGAAGGAAGCCAAAGAGAACGCAAUGAGGGACCGCAAGAGAUACCAGCAGGAGGUGGACCGCAUCAAGGAGGCAGUAAGAGCAAAGAACAUGGCAAGGAGAGCACCCUCUGCCCAGAUUGCCAAGCCAGUGCGCCCUGGACAUUACGCAACAGCCUCUCCAACUGCAGCUCAUUCCAUCCGAGGGGGAGGUGGAUCCACCCAUUCUUCCUACUACCACCAUACAAAAUAAAUGAGAAAGAAGAGCAUUGCUCAGCAUGUGAAGGUACUGCCAUCAUUGUUGCCAUCUUGCUAACCUUACAUGUGUAGCUCGCACCUUGUCCUUCCCACGCUCUUAACAAUCAUUCAACGUCUCCCAAGAUCACAGCAUCAAGUAUAGACGUACCCUUCUCGCCGCCUGUGUGAUGUAACCACGCAUAGCCAUCGGUGUAACUGCACGAGCUCUUGAACAGGUGCUACAAAGAGCUCCUCCCCCUUUUUGUAGACACCAUCGUAUAUAUGAGACUCCACCAUUGCCUUGUUGUGAUGUCAUAGCCUCCCUGGCAGAGUAAGGAUAAUGAAUGUAAUGGGAGAGUGUGCGUGUCAUACCUGUAUAUUAUUUUAUACAUUUACGGAAUGAAGAAAUAGCGCUGCUCCCCACUUUCAGCCAUUUUAUAGUUUUAACAAAAAAUAUAUCCAAAUUCUCUAAUGGAGACUUUUUUCAUAGUCAUUAAAUAGGAUACUUAGUAGUACUUAGAAAUGUCAUUUAAAAAAAGACUCGAUUUGAUCCCUCUUGGCCAGAAAAUGGUAUAAAUAUAAAAAAAAAACAUAUUCCAUGUUCCAUAUUUCCUUCUGGGAUGUCCAGCUUGUUGGACGACAACUCCCAACAUCCUAUCAGACGAUUUAAGGAGUUGUAGUUAAACAGCAGUUGGAGGGUCUUUUCCAGGAGUCUGGGGACUAACUGUCCUGAGGCCUCUCCUGUCUCAUUGCAGCCCUGGAGCCAAUAACUGGAAUUAAGGAGAGAGCUCUAAAAUGUGCUCUUUCUGUGAGAUUGUUGGUGGCCAAUUCCUUCCUGACUCCAAGAUGGCAAUCAAACCAGUCCCUGGAUCAGCUUGUUCUAUGAGCUAUCUUUCAUAAACCUGUAUUCCUUCAUUUGCUAA
Messenger RNA from Xenopus laevis (African clawed frog), 4011 nucleotides. It is a transcript of the gene kif5c.L, whose product is annotated as kinesin family member 5C L homeolog. The coding region runs from base 228 to 3104 and encodes 958 amino acids. NCBI's taxonomy places the organism in Eukaryota, Metazoa, Chordata, Amphibia, Anura, Pipidae. Gene Ontology annotation, cellular component: cytoskeleton. Gene Ontology annotation, biological process: microtubule-based movement. The transcript is spliced from 26 exons. Gene Ontology annotation, molecular function: microtubule binding; nucleotide binding; ATP binding. The record is from RefSeq and is a predicted model, not a curated record.